This is a messenger RNA of Rana temporaria (common frog), 2442 nucleotides long. RefSeq names its product ubiquitin specific peptidase 12 (gene USP12). The transcript has 9 exons. Gene Ontology annotation, cellular component: cytosol; nucleus. Lineage: Eukaryota; Metazoa; Chordata; Amphibia; Anura; Ranidae. The record is from RefSeq and is a predicted model, not a curated record. Gene Ontology annotation, biological process: protein deubiquitination. Gene Ontology annotation, molecular function: cysteine-type deubiquitinase activity; cysteine-type endopeptidase activity. Bases 234 to 1346 code for a protein of 370 amino acids.
GUGACGGGCACGCGCCUCCUCUAUCUCCCCAUGUGACGGGCACACGCUCUCUCUCUCUCUGUCACUGAACUUCCAUCAUCUCCCUCCCCAAUUCCUCCUCCUCUACCACCGGCGGGGGCGCGCUCAGGGGGUCUCGGGCACGCACUGACUGAAGUACGGAGUGUCCGAUGGGCGGGAGCGCGCGGCUCCGGCCUGUCUAUUGGCGGUGAUAGGGUGAAGAUGGCGCCGGGCGGAUGGAAAUCCUAAUGACAGUCUCCAGGAUCGCUUCUAUCUGUACCAUGGGCGCCAAUGCCUCGGCUUUAGAGAAAGAGAUUGGACCGGAACAGUUUCCAGUGAAUGAGCACUAUUUUGGUUUAGUAAAUUUUGGGAACACCUGCUACUGUAACUCAGUUCUCCAAGCACUUUAUUUCUGCCGCCCAUUCCGGGAAAAAGUCCUUGCUUACAAAAGCCAACCGAGAAAAAAAGAAAAUCUUCUCACCUGCUUAGCAGACCUCUUCCACAGCAUAGCCACUCAGAAAAAGAAGGUCGGAGUGAUUCCUCCAAAGAAGUUCAUUACCCGCUUACGCAAAGAAAAUGAACUCUUCGAUAACUACAUGCAGCAGGAUGCCCAUGAGUUCCUAAACUACCUGCUCAAUACAAUAGCUGACAUUUUGCAGGAAGAGAGAAAGCAGGAGAAACAAAACGGUCGAAUACCAAAUGGUAGUAUCGACAAUGAGAACAAUAACAGCACACCAGACCCCACCUGGGUUCAUGAGAUCUUUCAGGGAACGUUAACAAACGAAACGAGGUGUCUUACUUGUGAAACGAUAAGCAGUAAAGAUGAAGAUUUUCUAGACCUUUCUGUUGAUGUAGAACAAAAUACAUCAAUUACACAUUGUUUAAGGGGAUUUAGCAACACGGAAACCCUUUGUAGUGAAUACAAAUAUUACUGUGAAGAAUGUCGCAGUAAACAGGAAGCACAUAAGCGGAUGAAAGUAAAAAAGCUGCCUAUGAUUUUAGCUCUUCACCUAAAGAGGUUUAAAUACAUGGAUCAGCUGCAUCGAUAUACAAAGCUCUCAUACAGAGUAGUCUUUCCUUUAGAGCUUCGGCUAUUUAACACAUCAGGAGAUGCCACCAACCCAGACAGAAUGUAUGACUUGGUAGCUGUGGUGGUCCAUUGUGGAAGUGGUCCCAACAGAGGACAUUAUAUUGCAAUAGUGAAAAGUCAUGAUUUUUGGCUGUUGUUUGAUGAUGACAUUGUAGAGAAAAUUGAUGCACAAGCUAUUGAAGAAUUCUACGGGUUAACAUCAGACAUCUCAAAGAACUCUGAAUCUGGUUAUAUUCUCUUCUACCAGUCUCGAGACUGAGCGAGAACUGUCACAAAGACAUACAUUCUGCCUCAUUUCUUCUCUGGACAAGUGGAGCAAGGAGAAAGCACUGAUAGAUAUAUGUCUAUAUAUAAUUUAAGUUAUAUAGAUGUGUAUAUAUAUAUAUAUAUAUAUAUAGAUAUAAAUAUAAAAAAAACUACAGAGAGGGGGGAAAAAAGUAAAAAAAACAAAAAAACUCGAGAGCUCAGGGGGGCAUUAGCGCAGUUUGCACACGCCGAAGCAAAGAACACGGAUUGAGCAGACAGAUACUCAUAUCAUGAAAAUUGAUUUAUUUGCUCUCAGGUAUCACGCUCACUAUUACAGUCCCAUCACUACUGCUACUACAGCUAACCAUGAACAGAAAUGGUCAUUCCUAUUGUUGGAUCACAUUUUACAGUUAUUGCUAUUCUUAAUUGUCUUUUAGCUAGCUAAUACAGCUGUUCUUAAAAAGCAUUCAAUGACAGAAACCUGUUCUGUCAUUUUUUUUUCACACUGACCACCCUACACAGCUAAGCAGGCCUAAAAAGAAAAAAUGUUUGAAAUUCUAAAAACCUAAGUCGCUGUAAAAAUACUAAAAUAAAGUAUAUAUAUUUAUAUAUUUGCGCCCAGCAACCGCAAUUGCCUUUCUUGGAGUGAAUAAGAAGACAUAUUUGAAGCUUUCAGUUGAUUGGAUGCCUGGAGAAGCUUACAGUCAUAGAUGACCAGAUUGGGAACAAUGCACAAAGUUUGUUAUGCCCCCUGUUAUUUUGGGGAGGUGGCAGCUGAACUGUGGAAAAUUCUUUAAAAUGUUUGCAGUAGGCACGCCGGUUUUUGCUUCAGAAUUAGAUGAGGUAUGGAAUCUUCCAUUCAAUCCGUUACAUAGAAAGUUCUGUAACCUGGAGAUGAAAACAUUUCUGUAAAAAUGUAAUUCACAUAGGGAAGUAUUUACAAAGACUGAGUUCGUCAGGGGCCUCCACAGAGCAAAUCUGACGGUGAGCUAAAGGAUUUUCAUUGAUUUUCUGCGUUUGUAUGCCUGGAAAUCCAUCCGCAGCAUUUCACCAUGAUUUGUAAUACAUUUUAUUGUUUUGCAAUAUUAUCUGCACUUCCUACAUCUUAG